Varanus komodoensis (Komodo dragon) is the source of this 1143-nucleotide messenger RNA. It is a transcript of the gene LRATD2, whose product is annotated as LRAT domain containing 2. The record is from RefSeq and is a predicted model, not a curated record. NCBI's taxonomy places the organism in Eukaryota, Metazoa, Chordata, Lepidosauria, Squamata, Varanidae. The transcript has 2 exons. The coding region runs from base 41 to 937 and encodes 298 amino acids.
ACGGGUUCCUCUGCUGUCUUGUGAAACAAAAGCAGCAGGGAUGGGAAACCAAGUGGAGAAACUGACCCACCUCAGCUACAAGGAGGUCCCCACAACCGACCCGACGGGUAUGGACAGAGACGAGGGUCCCAGGAUUGGGGUCUCCUACAUAUUUUCCAAUGAUGAUGAUGAAGUGGAGCCCCAGCAGGACUCGGUGGUGUCCGACUUAGGCAGGGACCCCCCCGCAUCGCAGCCCUAUGACCCGCAGCUUCAUGAAGUAGAGUGCUCCAUUUAUUAUCGCGAUGAGUGCAUUUAUCAGAAAAACUUUUCUGGGGAGGAUACAUUAUCGGAUGAGGUGGAUGGAGGUGGAGGGGGCCAUCUAGCCACCUACACCCCAGAAAACCUGUUGAACAGGUGCAAACCUGGCGAUCUGGUGGAGUUUGUGUGCCAGGCUCAGUACCCACACUGGGUGGUAUACGUCGGGGAUUUCCAAGUGGUGCAUCUACAUCGAUUGGAAAUAGUGAACAGCUUUCUGACAGAUGCCAGCCAGGGCAGGAGAGGACGCAUCGCAAACCAGUUGUACCAUUACAAACCACUAAGUCCCGCAACAGUGGUACGGAAUGCCCUGGAUCAAGUGGGUUGCAAGGACCGGGAUCUGAGCUGGAGGAACUCGGAGUGUUUUGCAGCCUGGUGCCGUUACGGCAAACGUGAGUUCAAAAUUGGUGGUGAGCUGCGGAUAGGCAAGCAGCCCUAUCGGUUACAGAUCCGGCUGGGAGACAAACGCAGCCACACGUUAGAAUUCCAGAGCUUGGAGGAUCUUAUUAUGGAGAAGAGGAGGAAUGACCAGAUAGGGAAGGCAGCAGUCAUCCAAGAACUGUCCAGCCAUCUUCAGCCGGCCGAAGCAGAAGAUGAUGAUGAUGCUAAUAAUGAGCCCAGUGCCCGGACUGCCACUGAGUAGCAGCUCUUGUACUGCCCAGGCCGCUUAGCCUGGGUGACGGGGAUUAAAACUGAAGGCGGCAAAAUUGAGCUGUUAUAAGCCCUUUGGGCUGCUUCAAUGCAGCUUCACUCAAUCACAUGUGAAGGGAAGGGGGAAAGCUGAUUAAGGAUCAGCACUUCAGCACUUAACUCCUUCAGUGCUUGAUAGAGCCAGCAGCUUGAUGUAUU